This is a messenger RNA of Schistosoma mattheei, 3634 nucleotides long. NCBI's taxonomy places the organism in Eukaryota, Metazoa, Platyhelminthes, Trematoda, Strigeidida, Schistosomatidae. The record is from the annotation of a GenBank genome assembly.
AUGUUAACAAUUUCCUAUUUCUUUACACUUUUAAGACCAAACAAUUCACCUACAAUAAAUCAUUACGAUGUUAGACAAAAUGACAAACUUUUAUACGAUGAAUUUGGUUGUAAACGAUUGCACCCUUAUCCAACAGAAGAUGAGAAAAGACAUAUAGCAGGCCAAACAAAUUUAACAUUAUUGCAAGUAAAUAAUUGGUUUAUCAAUGCAAGACGACGUAUUCUACAACCAAUGCUAGAUUCUUCGAAUUUUGUACCACAUGGAAAUAAUUGUAAUAAUGUAGAUGGAUCAUCAGAUAGACUGUCCAAUUCCAUGGGUUGUAAUGAAUCACAUGUUAUUAGUAAGAAGAAAAAAGCUGCAACAAGCAGACCUUCAAACAAUCGAUUUUGGCCAGCCAGUUUGGUUGCUGCAGCCGCCAUACAUCCUGCAGCAGCUGGUUUAGUGUCUUCUGGAAGUAGUAAUUUUACUGCUGCAGUCAAUUCGGGCAUUAAUAUUACAAAUAGUAGUCACAGCGUCAAUGCAAACCCAAAUACAACACGAACUGACUGUCGGAUAUCAGAUGGAAGACCUAAUUCUUUAGAAGAAGUAAUCAGUGACACGUCAAUAAGUUCAACACCGAAGCAACAAGCCGAAUGUGCUUACACUCCACAAACAUAUGACUCAUCAUCUGUCACACUACCUCAAAGUCCUGGACAUAAUCAAAAUUUUGAUUGCAAGCUUUCAUCUGAUUUGUGGAAUCUAGAUACACGAAUGGAUCUACUAAAUUCACAGAAGUUUUAUUUCAAUCUUCAAUCUGGUGUAUCUUCGACAAAAGUUCGGUCAAAUAUAAAUGACAAUACUAGGGAAAUGUGCAACAAUAAAGUCCUUCAAAAUGGAACUAAUUCGUCGAGUUUAUCAAAUCAUAACCCUUCAUUUCCAUCAAACCCAAGUCAUUGUUUGAAUCCAUUCAGUUCCACCCCUACAGUGAGCACAGAUUUAACACAAAUAAUACCAGGAAAAUAUGAUUCAGUACAUGAAAAUUUAUCGAUAAAACAAUCAGAAGAAACAAUUAUUAAACGUUUAACUCCAUUAUUAAUGUCAUCAAUAUCAUCGUCGUCAUCAUCAUCAACAUGUUCUACCUCAAAAGAUAUUGAUCAAUGUGUAGAUGGUGUUCAACAAAAGCAAAAUAAUAAUAACAGAAAUGGGAUAAUAGAUAAGAAUUAUGUCAUUAAUAAAUCAAUCAAUAAUAAAACAUCAGUAGAUAAUCAUUUAUUCAGAAAUGAAAUAAAUCAUAAUAAUAAUGAUUUAAUUAAUGUAAAAUCUGAACGUAAUUUCCACGAAUUUAAUCCUGUUCUACAAAAUUUACCAAUAGAAUCUAAUAAUGGUAAAAUGAAUUUAUUAGCCAAUAGAUUAUUAGAGUCUGAUUUGAUCAACAGUAAUAAUAAUAAUAAUAGUACUAGUAGUAGUAAUGGUAAUAAUGAUAAUACUAACAAUACUGUGAAUAAUGAUAGAGAUCAUUUAAACACAUUAAAUAAUAAUGAUUCUUAUGGAAUACAAUCACAAAAUGAUGCAACAGUUCCUAUGAUGAUGAUGAAUUCAUCAUCAACUUAUCCGCCGAAUUAUUCAUCAAUGCUAUUAUCACAUGCACAAAAUUAUUCGAAUUAUUUAUCUAAUAAUAUAAGCAAUUCAAAUAAUUUAUUAUCAUUUGAUGUACAUCCGAACAAUCUGAGGUAUAGUCAUACUAACAAAGAUAAUAACAAUAAUAAUGAUAGUAAUAAUAAUAGUUUGAAUCAGUUAAAUUAUACAUCUCAUUCAUAUCCUAAUAUUAUUACCAAUCCAACUGGAAGAUCAAAUUGCGGAUUUAAUCGUUCAAUGGAUUUUUCUACAUCAGAUGUUAAUGAUACUCCUGUUACAUCAUUUUCAACGAUUCCAUUACAUCAUCAACAACAACAUGAUAGUUUAUCGCCAUCUAUACAACAGAAAACAGAAUUACCAUGUUACCUAACUGAUCAAUGGUCAAAUAUUACCCCUAUAUCAACUAAUCAAUUUACACAUAAUUUAAAUACUAUAAAUCAGUAUACUACAUUUCCUUCAAGUUGGACAAAUAAAUUAAAAAACUUUAAUUCUUCUAUAUUACAAAUAGAUAAUGGAAAUAUUGAUUCAUUGUCUGGUUCAUCAGAUGAAGAUAUUCAACAUCAUCGACAUUCUCAUCGGCAUUUGGCAUCAGAAAAUGAACAGUUUAUGCAUUGUUUACGAGGUUCUGCUUUAUUAAAUCGUAAUGAUGAAACAAAUACUGAUCAGUCAUCAAUUUUACAUAGUGCUAAUCAUCAAUUAAUUUAUAAUCUUCCCAAUGAUAUGAACAAUCUUAAUUAUACACCUACAGAGUUAGGCAUACAAGAGUCAUUGAAUUCUAAAUCAAUUUAUCCAGUCCAAUAUGAUCAACAUCAUCAGCAUCAUCAUCACCAUUCACAAUAUGAAACUACAAUCCCAACUGGUAAUAUCGGUGAUAAAUGCACAGAAAAUGAUGAUGACGGUUGUGAUAAUAAUAAUAAUAGUAACGACAACAAUAAAAACAGUUUAUCAUUUUUUAAAUCACCAUCAACAGGUUCAUUGACGAAAUCUACUUCUAUAUUUCAAUAUCAUAAUUCAUAAACAGUCAUUUACUCUUCAUGUUUUACUCCUCAAGUUUUUAUUUUAUUUUCUCUUUCUUUACUUCCCUUCCCUCUUCGUGUUUGUACAUAAGUAAAAAUUUGAUAUUUCAUGAGGCAGAAAUCAUUAAAUAUAUAUACAUAAAUAUGAACAAAUAUGUAACUUUUAUUAAGAAUGAUAAUCCAUUGAAUAAAAACAGUUACUAUGACCACUACUUACCGCUCUUUUUCUUUCAAAUGAAAACGUCUCUUUCAUUAUUCUUAUUCUUUUAUUGUGUUUUAUAAACAAAUCAAAUGGUUCUUUUGAAAAAGAAACAAAACAAAACAAACCUAAACACUAAUUGAUUGUUGAUAGACAAAUAUGUUUGGUUCCAGUUAGAUUGUAUGAUCAUUAGUAUAAAUUACAGAGUAUAAACAUAAAUUGAAAUGAUUUGAUAACUGCCAUAAAUUAUGUAAAAUCUUUUUUUACGAUAAUAUCAUUAUUAUGUAAUGUGUUUCCAUAAAUAUAUUUUUCUUUGGUGUAUUCGAUAACAACUGACUAUAGAAACAGUAAAAUGUAAUGAUAUGAAACAAUUUAAUGAGGAAUUAUGUCACAAAAGAACAAUGAAACAUUCAGUGACAUAUUGUAUAAUACACAAUAAUGAUUAUAAUUGAAUUGAAUGAUACAUAUGGAAAAUAAGAAUGAAGUUUCAUUAUUUGUUUGUUUGGUUUAAGGAUUUUUGUUUGAGAACGUUUUUAGUUUUUAUCUGUCUAUUUGUUUUUUUGUUUGUUUGUUUGUUUGUCUUAUUUUUUUCUUCCUAUCACAACUAACUUACUUCAAACGGAGAACAGGGUACUUACUAUUAAUAUUAGUAACCAUCAAAGUUGUUGUCAUUAUUAUUAUUAUUAAUAUGAAUAUUGAUAAAGUUGGAAAAAAUAGAGAACAGAAUGGCUAGUGAAUUUUAUUAUUAUUAUUAUUAAUACUAUUAUUAAUUCGUUAUUUUCAUUAUUAUCAGUUUGAAAUAAAU